ACCAUGAGCCCCGGCGCUGCUGCCCGCCGAGGCCGAGCCGGAGCCUGCGGGGCCGCUGGGCGCGCCGGGCGGGGGUCGCUGCACCCUCCGGCUUGGCUCUUCCUGCUGUGGCUAGUGGCCGGCCGCACCCGCGCCGCGGACUACGAGGCUUGUCCCAGAGUGCAGCCAGACAUGCUGAACGUCCACCUGGUGGCCCACACACAUGAUGAUGUGGGCUGGAUCUAUACAGUGGACCAGUACUAUUAUGGGGGACAGAAUGACCUGCUGCACCCAGGUGUGAAGAAUAUCCUGGACUCGGUGUUCGCUGCCCUGCAGGCAGAGCCCAGCCGUAGGUUUGUCUACGUGGAGAUGGCCUUCUUCUCCCGCUGGUGGCACCAGCAGACGAACGCAACGCAGCAAGCUGUGCAGGAACUGGUGCGCCAGGGGCGUCUGGAGUUUGCCAAUGGUGGCUGGGUGAUGAACGACGAGGCGGCCACCCACUAUGGUGCCAUCGUGGACCAGAUGACCCUGGGGCUGCACUUCCUGCAGAAGACAUUCGGGGAAGACGGGCGCCCCCGUGUGGCCUGGCACAUUGACCCCUUUGGCCACUCUCGGGAGCAGGCUUCCCUGUUUGCUCAGAUGGGUUUUGAUGGCGUCUUCUUGGGGCGAGUGGAUUACCAAGAUAGAGAGGCACGAAUGAAGAGGAAGAAGAUGGAGCUGGUGUGGCGAGCCAGUGCCAGUCUGAAGCCCCCGACCGCUGACCUCUUCACUGGUGUGCUCCCCAACCUUUAUGACCCCCCAAAGAAUCUGUGCUGGGACACGCUGUGUGAUGAGAGGUCCAUAGUGGACAACCCUGAAGACUUCCAGUACAAUGCCCAAGAAGUGGUUGAUUAUUUCCUGCGUAUGGCUGCUGACCAGCACCGGUACUAUCGCACCAACCACAUCGUGAUGACCAUGGGUGGUGACUUCCACUAUGGGUACGCCAACUCGUGGUUCAAGAACCUUGACAAGCUCAUCCAGCUGGUCAAUGCGAAGCAGGAGAACGGGAGCCGGGUCCAUGUGCUCUACUCCACCCCUGCGUGCUACCUGCGGGAACUCAACAAGGCCAACCUCACCUGGUCAGUAAAAGAGGACGACUUCUUUCCGUAUGCUGAUGGCCCCCACCAGUUCUGGACCGGCUACUUCUCCAGCCGGCCAGCUCUCAAGCACUAUGAGCGUGUCAGCUACAACUUCCUGCAGGUGUGCAAGCAGCUGGAGGCACUGACAGGCUGGGAGGCCAACAAGGGACCCUAUGGCUGGGGAACCAGCACAGUCCUCGAGGAGGCGAUGGCCGUGCUGCAGCACCAUGAUGCCAUCUCUGGCACCGCCCGCCAGAAUGUGGCAGAUGACUAUGCACACAAGCUGGCCACAGGCUGGAGACCCUGCCAGGUUCUCAUGAGCAACGCCCUGGCAUGGCUCAGUGGCUCCAUCGAGGAUUAUUCCACCUGUCCGGGCCUCAACAUCAGCUUCUGUGUGCUCAGCCAGAUUUCAGCUCGAUUCCAGGUCACCAUUUACAACCCCUUGGGGCGGAAGGUGGCUCACAUGGUGCGGCUGCCAGUCAAUGAAGGCACCUUCCUUGUGAAGGACCCCAAGGGCAACGCUGUGACCAGUGAUGUGGUGAUGAAUCCACAAGCAGAGACACAGAUACCCAUCCCAGAGCUGCUGUUCCCAGCCUCAGUGCCUGCCUUGGGCUUCAGCGUCUACUCCAUAGCCCGAGUGUCUCGUCAGAACCCCAAGUUCCACAUGCCCAAGUCCAUUCCCCGGCACUCCAAUUCAGAUGUCUUAAUGAUCCAAAACAAGUACAUUCGGGCUACAUUCAGUGCUGAGACUGGCCUCUUGAUGAAGAUUGAGAACAUGGGCCAGAAAGUUGUACUGCCUGUGAGCCAGUCUUUUUUCUGGUACAAAGCCAGUAUAGGUGACAGGAAACUCCAGCAGUCCUCUGGUGCCUAUGUGUUUAGACCACACCGACGACAGCCACUGCCCGUGAGCCAGCGGGCUGAGAUCUACCUGGUGAAGUCAUCCUUAGUGCAGGAAGUGCACCAGAACUUCUCAGACUGGUGUUCCCAGGUGGUUCGCCUGUACCGGGGACAGCGGCACCUGGAGCUGCAGUGGACAGUGGGCCCCAUACCCACUGCUGAUGGCUGGGGAAAAGAGGUCAUCAGUCGCUUUGACACGCCGCUGGACACCAAGGGCCACUUCUACACGGACAGCAAUGGCCGGGAGAUCCUGACCAGGAGGCGGGAUUAUCGGCCCACCUGGAGCUUGAACCAGACCCAGGUGGUGGCAGGCAACUACUACCCAGUCAACACCCGCAUUUUCAUCAAGGAUGGGGAGAAGCAGUUGACGGUGCUGACGGACCGUUCGCAGGGGGGCAGCAGCCUACGGGACGGCUCGCUGGAGCUCAUGGUGCACCGGAAGCUGCUGCGAGAUGAUUUCCGCGGAGUCGGGGAGGCGCUGCUGGAGCAGGGCUCGGGCUUGGUGGUGCGAGGGCGCCACUUGGUGCUGCUGGACGCGGUAGACCAGGCGGCCGCGGGGCAUCGGCUGCUGGCUGAGAGGGAGGUCCUGGCCCCACAGGUGUUUCUGGCCCCAGGCGGGGGCGCUCCAUACUUCCAGGGAGCCCCAAGGCGCACACAGUUCUCAGGCCUGCUCAGGGAGCUCCCGCCCUCUGUCCACCUGCUCACACUGGCCCGCUGGGGCCCGGACAGACUGCUGCUGCGCUUGGAGCACCAAUUCGCCCUUGGGGAGGACUCAGGACACAACUUGAGCUCUCCUGUGACCUUGAAUUUGCAAGACCUGUUCUCCACCGUCACCAUCACCCACCUGCAGGAGACCACGCUGGCGGCCAACCAGCCCCGAGAAAGUGCCUCCAGGCUCAAGUGGACCCCAGACACUGAUGCUGCACCGUACCCCCCUGCUGCCCCUGUGGACCCGACCACCAUCACGCUGCAGCCCAUGGAGAUCCGCACCUUUGUGGCCUCAGUCUUGGGGGAACUGGACCCCUGGAGCCACAGAGAAGACCCCUUAGACUUCUGAGCUCUCUGAUUGCUGCUUUGUCACCCGUCAAUGCCAUUAAAGUGACACUGCUAAGCAUGA
Messenger RNA from Ochotona princeps (American pika), 3111 nucleotides. Its product is annotated as lysosomal alpha-mannosidase-like. The transcript is spliced from 24 exons. Gene Ontology annotation, cellular component: lysosome. The coding region runs from base 4 to 3051 and encodes 1015 amino acids. The record is from RefSeq and is a predicted model, not a curated record. Gene Ontology annotation, molecular function: carbohydrate binding; alpha-mannosidase activity. NCBI's taxonomy places the organism in Eukaryota, Metazoa, Chordata, Mammalia, Lagomorpha, Ochotonidae. Gene Ontology annotation, biological process: mannose metabolic process.